Molecule: messenger RNA, 926 nt
Organism: Hylaeus volcanicus
Lineage: Eukaryota; Metazoa; Arthropoda; Insecta; Hymenoptera; Colletidae
Exons: 2
Coding region: 61-777 (238 amino acids)
Source: RefSeq, a predicted model, not a curated record
UAUUGUUUAAGUGUUAUAAUCUUAUCACCCGUCGCUAAUUGAUUUCGCACGGUAUAUAAGAUGCUGCGAAACACAAUCAAGAAUCCUUAUUCACUGAUCAAUACUCCUGGGAAGUCUACAAUUUCCAAAAUGAAGUUCGCUCUGUCGUUACUGGCUGUUCUGGCCCUAGUCGGCUCCCUGAAAGCCUACAAAAUUCCAAGCACAGGCUCAGCUCUUCUCGCCAAAGAAUUUCAGGAUUUCUUGGGUCUGGUACCACAGGAUCGUGUGAUGGCCAUUCUUAGAGCCUACGCGGCACAAGACAAGCAGUUCCAAACUGUCAUGAAACUCGUGGACUCCCAGGAAACGAAACUGUACAUCCAAGAAGUGGAAGCAUACGCCCCGAUGAGGGAUCUGUUGGCGUACACACAGAGAGAUGGUCUCGACAUCUAUUUAAUGGUGAACAGACUGAACGCGGCUCUUAAACUUAAACCCUUCGUUCCUCUUGCUUCCUUGAAGAUCACUGGUGGACUUCGCGGUCUUUACAAAGACAUCGAGGCUGUGUUGCCUGUCCAAAAGAUGAAGGAUUUGUUCGAUUAUAAAAUGAAGAAACCGACAGAAUUGUUUUUCUUUAUGCACGAAUUGAUGUCUUCUAGAUACUUCAAAUUGGCCAAUUUUAUUCACACAAACCAACACUUGUUAAACAUAGCGCAGCAGGCCAAACAAGCUGGCAUCGAUAGUACCCUUAUUGAAAAGGACUACUUGUACUUUAUUAUUGCUAGAGUACUUCUGAACCAUUAAAUUCUCUUCCAGUUGUUAUUCUUGUAAUUUUCUAACUGUAUUUUGGUGUUUCUAUAUCGUUAAUAUGUAACAAGAAUAUUUUCUAUAGCUUAAUGCAUCGAAUGAGGAUGUUAAGUAUAUUGAUAAAUAAAAAAAUAAUGACCGUGUUA